This is a messenger RNA of Pogoniulus pusillus (Red-fronted tinkerbird), 4797 nucleotides long. It is a transcript of the gene TAF4, whose product is annotated as TATA-box binding protein associated factor 4. The transcript has 16 exons. NCBI's taxonomy places the organism in Eukaryota, Metazoa, Chordata, Aves, Piciformes, Lybiidae. The record is from RefSeq and is a predicted model, not a curated record. Bases 27 to 3335 code for a protein of 1102 amino acids. Gene Ontology annotation, cellular component: transcription factor TFIID complex. Gene Ontology annotation, biological process: transcription initiation at RNA polymerase II promoter; DNA-templated transcription. Gene Ontology annotation, molecular function: DNA binding; protein heterodimerization activity; RNA polymerase II general transcription initiation factor activity.
GCUCACAGGAACCCUCCAAAAAAAAGAUGGCGGCGGGCUCGGAUCUGCUGGAUGAGGUUUUCCUGAACACGGAGGUGGAUGAGAAGGUGGUGAGCGACCUGGUGGGCUCCCUGGAGUCCCAGCUGGCGGCCUCCGGCCACCACCACCAGCACCACAAGGCGCAGGAGCCCCUGAGGGCCGCUGGGGGGCUGCUGGGGAACCAUGUUGUGAGCAGCAGCAGUAGCAGCAGCAGCCCUAGCCCUAGCCCUGGAGGAGUAGUAGUAGGAGGCAAUGCUAAUGCCCAAACAGAGAGCAGCAGCAGCAGCAAGAUGGGACUGAGUGCCCCAGAGAUCACAAAAGCAGGGGCAGGAGGAGUGCAAGGGGGUGUUAUUAAUCAUAACACCAGGUCCCAGACAUCAGCUCUGGAUGGAGCCACCACAACGAGCACCAGCACCACCACUGCAGCAGCAGGAGGAUCUGAAGUCACUGCUGCUCCAGGGACCCUCAGUCAGGGCAAAUCGGUGGUUAUCAGCACCAUGGCAACUGCCUUGUCCACCAGGAAUGGCAAGAUUGGGACCACAACAGUGCAAACUUUGAAUGGGAGUAAUGUGGUGAUGAACUCUCACCAUACAGGAAGUGCUGCUUUCUCUGGGACUCCUGUGACUGCUAACCCUGCUUCUGCACCUGCUGUGGCCCCUCUCGUUAACAAUGGACCUGGAUCUGUGGGGAAAGGAAAUACUGUUAAUGCUGUUUUGCCAUCAGCUUCCAACACUGUCAUCCAGACUUCUUUUCUUAAUACUGCUGUGUCCUCUGCAUCUUCUUCCUCACCCACAGUUAUUUCCUCGCAGCCACCACCAAGCAUUGGAACUGGGGCACCUACAGUAACGCUUGUGAGACCACCAAUUCACACAGCAGGACCCACGGUAGCUGCAGCUGGUGCAGCCACUCAAAAUGGGAGCAAUACUGUGAUCAAUUCAACCAUCAGUGUGGGGAGUUUUCCUGCUGUUGCUACAGCCACUGUGGGAUCUGGAGUUUCCCUCCAGACAUCACUUGUGAACAGCCAGUCUGGUUCCACUGUGCCAGCAGCUCCCACCACACAGGUCAUCAAGUCUGAGUCUCCUAAAACUAUAGUCCAGGCAGUAUCACAGCAGCAGACGCUGGCUACUGGUGGCCAGCCCAGUACUACAGGGGGUAACAUGAUUAUUGGGCAAACUAUGCAAGCUGGGCUCUCCAAUGUUGCUCCCAAUCCUGGUGGGAUACCUCCUGCAGCUCCAGGCACCCCCACAGGAAUGGCUAAAGGCGCUGCCAAUACGGUGGCACAAACUCUGCCACGGACUCCAACAGCAACUACAAGUGGAAUCAGAGCAACUUUAACUCCUACAGUUUUAGCACCUCGUUUGCCUCAGCCACCUCAGAACCCAACUAAUAUUCAGAAUUUUCAGUUGCCACCAGGCAUGGUCCUGGUACGCAGUGAGAAUGGGCAGUUGCUGAUGAUCCCUCAGCAAGCCCUGGCGCAGAUGCAGGCACAGGCACAUGCCCAGUCUCAGCCUCAAAAUACAAUGACUCCUCGUCCAGCUACACCUACCAGUGCUCCUCCAGUGCAGAUCUCGACAGUGCAGGCUCCAGGAACACCUAUUAUUGCACGACAGGUGACACCAACUACUAUUAUCAAGCAAGUGUCUCAGGCUCAAACAACAGUGCAACCCACAACAACGCUACAGCGUCCUCCUGUUGUGCAACCUCAGAUUGUUCUGGGUGGAACUGCACAAACAACCACGUUGGGGACAGCAACAGCUGUACAGACUGGAACUCCUCAGAGAACAGUGCAAGGAACAACGGCAACCUCCACUAUUGCCACAGAAACUAUGGAAAAUGUGAAGAAAUGCAAAAACUUUCUGUCCACGUUAAUAAAACUGGCAUCAUCUGGUAAACAGUCUUCAGAAACUGCAGCUAAUGUGAAAGAAUUGGUACAGAACCUGCUGGAUGGAAAAAUUGAAGCAGAAGACUUUACCAGCAGGCUGUACAGAGAACUUAAUUCUUCACCUCAACCUUACCUUGUGCCUUUCCUGAAGAGGAGUUUACCUGCCUUGAGACAGUUAACACCAGACUCAGCAGCUUUCAUUCAACAAAGUCAACAGCAGCAGCCAACGACGCAAGCAACGAUAGCAACGAUUCCGUCUGCGGCAGUGAUUCUGAGCUCCGCAGUUCAGCGCACAGCAGGGAAGGCGACUGCAACUGUAACAAGUACUCUCCAACAACCUGUAAUCAGCCUAACUCAGCCUACACAAGUUGGUGUUAGUAAACAAGGGCAGUCUACACCACUGGUUAUCCAGCAGCCUCAAAAAGCAGGGGCAUUGAUAAGGCCUCCACAGGUAACACUGACACAGACACCAAUGGUGGCGUUACGGCAGCCGCAUAGUCGUAUUAUGCUCACUACUCCUCAGAUUCAACUGAAUCAACUUCAGACAGUACCUGUGGUAAAACCAGCAGUAUUACCUGGAAACAAAGCUAUUGCCACUAUUUCAACACAAGUAGCUGCGGCUCAGAAGAAUAAACUGAAAGAACCUGGGGGAGGCUCUUUUAGGGAUGAUGAUGACAUUAAUGAUGUUGCAUCAAUGGCUGGAGUCAACCUGUCAGAGGAAAGUGCUCGGAUACUGGCAACAAACUCUGAACUAGUGGGUACAUUAACAAGGUCUUGUAAAGACGAAACCUUCCUUUUCCCAGCACCUUUACAAAGAAGGAUAUUAGAAAUAGGUAAAAAACAUGGAAUAACAGAAAUCCAUCCUGAUGUAGUUAGCUAUGUAUCACAUGCUACACAACAAAGACUACAAAACCUCGUGGAAAAAUUAUCAGAAACUGCUCAACAGAAGAAUAUUUCUUACAAGGACGAUGAAAGAUACGAACAAGCAAGCGACGUUCGGGCACAACUCAAGUUCUUUGAACAACUUGAUCACAUAGAAAAGCAGCGCAAGGAUGAACAAGAAAGGGAAAUUUUAAUGCGUGCGGCAAAGUCUCGAUCUCGACAAGAAGACCCAGAACAGCUUAGGUUGAAACAGAAGGCCAAGGAGAUGCAGCAACAAGAGCUAGCACAGAUGAGACAGAGGGAUGCCAACUUGACUGCGUUAGCUGCGAUCGGUCCCAGAAAGAAAAGGAAACUAGAUUCAUCGGGAUCUGGAUCAGGGACAGAGGGAUCUGGCUCAAGCGCAGCAGUCCCAGGCAGCUCUGGAGUCGGAACAACCAGUCAGUUUAAGCGACAAAGGAUAACGCGGGUGAACCUCAGGGACCUCAUAUUUUGUCUAGAAAAUGAGCGAGAGACAAGCCAUUCACUAUUGCUAUACAAAGCAUUCCUUAAGUAAAGUGGAAAAGAUCAAGGUAUUUUUGACGGAGAGACACCUGAGGACCUUUUUUUAUACCUUUGCAGAUUACGCCUUUUUUUGUAACGAGCAAAGCGGGAUCUUGUUUCCAACCAACACAACAAAACAGCCACCUCUUUACACGGAACAGUUUUAUAUUCCUGUUUAUACAGAAACUCUUCACUCUGAGAGGAAACACAUUUCUGUAACAGUGAGGAUACUUACAAGGCCUGUGGAUACUCUAAAAGGACAAUUAAAUUUUAACUCAUCUCUUGAUUGAGUGGCCUUCUUGCCAAACAAGCCAUAUAUAAAGACUGAUGGAAUCGUUUAGCAAAUAACUAGCUACCCUUUGUCAGCCCUGUAGCAGUUUCAACAUUAAUUGUGCAUUUUAGUUCAGUUUUAUUCAACUAAAUCAAUUAUAUAGGCAUAUGUCUACAGCAGAUGACCUCAUUUCAUUUAGCUUUUUUUUUUUAAGCAGUCAGUUUAGCAAAGCAAACUGAUUUUUUUUUCAUUAUUUUAAUGAUUUUUAUUUUAUUUUAUUUUUUUUAAAGAAUAUUUAUCUUCCCCCCCCCCCCCAAAUGUUCAAAAUCUAGAGGGAUAUACAGUUAAUUUUCAACAUAACCUCAAUUUUAAUCACAUUAUCGCUUAUUAGAGGCCCUGAAAUCCCGUAAAGGAGGGUUACUUCUGAAUGUUUUAGCAGCAUCUGUAAAAAUGCAUUUUAUUUGCUAUAGUUUGUAAAGCUGUAAAGUUAAACAAGGAAAAAAAAAAACAGGAAAAAAAAUGAGGAAAAAAAAAAAAGAGAAACCUUUUCAGCAUAAAUAUAUUUUACUUGCACUGUGUUUUUUAGCUAAAGUGAAAGCUUAGAUUAAAUAAAGUCAAAGUUGAGAGGAAUCAUCAAAAGACUGUUUCUCAGUGUGAAUCAAGUGUUGAAAAAUGGUUGGUGUAUUUUGUCAGUAAUUGUACAUAAUUUUUGGCACAUAACAUAAAAAAAAAUGGCUAUGUAAACUAUAAUUAUUUUGCUAAAAGACUGUAUGCAAGCUGUGGGCCUACUUUAAAGAUGUCCAGAGCAAAGUCCCUUCUUUGUACCUAUUUUUUUAUUACAAAUAUACUAAUUGGUUCUUUAUAUUUUCAGAGGUUAUUGUAUUAAAUUGUCUAUUGAUAGUACUUUUAUGACUGUAAAUACUUUGGCUUUCUUUGUGUGAACUCUCAUGGUAGAAUUUAACUCUCUUGCGUGUAAACUGAAUGCUGAUCAGUAUUUUUAUCAAUACCUGACAACUGUUACACCCCUUUUAUUUUUGUCUUUAGGAAAUCCUGUCUUUCCAUUUUUUUUUUUCCAUGUAAAUUUUGCACAGUUACUUGUUCAUAUGUAAAUAUUUUACUUUCAAAAAUGAAGUUUUUAAUUGCUAUUGUUUUAUAUAGGAUUGAAAGAAAAUUAACUCCUUUAUUAAAAACAAAUUUAUCUGUA